Westerdykella ornata is the source of this 3946-nucleotide messenger RNA. RefSeq lists its product as uncharacterized. NCBI's taxonomy places the organism in Eukaryota, Fungi, Ascomycota, Dothideomycetes, Pleosporales, Sporormiaceae. Bases 171 to 3623 code for a protein of 1150 amino acids. The transcript has 3 exons. The record is from RefSeq and is a predicted model, not a curated record.
CAACUCACCAACCUGCGACCCGACCCCUCCCAUCCAUCCAUACAGCUUCGCAUGCUUUCAGCGCCAUGCUUAGAUAGCCCGAGAUUUGUUUCUUUCAUCACCACUUUGCCUUACGAGCCCCUACCGAGACGCGUCUUUGGCGGGUUUAACAACGACACACAACGUUCAUCAUGGCAGCUGCGCGGACAAAGACGCCUACCAUUGGCUCCGCGCAAUGGGUGUUAGACGAGCGACAGCAUUCACAAGAUCUGGUAGCGCAAGAACUGGAGGAUUUUGGCUUCUCCGUGCGUAAUGAACUCGAGUGGCUAAAUGAGCACAUGGCCGAGAUCCUCUCACGGGAGGGACAGAAUAACCUGGAUGUAUUCAAGACUCCUGGUAAACUACGCGGAAAGACGCCUCGGACGGCGCGAAAAGGGCUCGCGACCGAAGUUCGUCAGCCUCUGAGCGACAUUUUCAUGACGAACUCACAGCAUUUGCCCAGCCCUGCACAGAAUAGUUUGAAGAGCCCUGCACAAAGGAAUGCUCCCAAAGCAAGGUUCAAGAUCGCGGAGGACAUGGAGAACGCGUCACCGAUACGCACUCCGAAACUCAAAUCACCAAUCCCCCGUUCGCUCUUCGCCACACAACUGGGUCAGGGCAAAGAGAACCGCGACACUCCGCGCCACGUUGCUACGACGCAGGAUCACGCCUUGCCUAACCAGCCCACGCCUUUACAAUAUAGCCCGAAAAUAUCGAGCCAAGACACCGAGAUGGCGACCCAAGAUGCUGAUGAUGUUUUUUCCCAAGGACCCACGCAAACCAGCCAAUUUACUCAGCCAACCCAGCCCACAGCAUCAUUUCGACGCUCCCUGAGACUGUCCGCCGGCGGGAGACGCGAUACUGGAGAGUCGUUCGUGUCAGCCAAGGAGGCACUUGGAAGUAGGAGAGCGUCUAAUGAACAUCUACGCGACGAAUCGCCCGUCGAUGCCAUGGAUGUUGAUACGGUACAACAUCAACAAGCUGAUCCUGAGCCUGUUAAGACGAUGACUCACGUUAACACCGAAUCAAUUCGUGAAGCUCAGCCUGUGCGCCCACGAGCUCGCGUAUCUGAACAAUAUAGCAUAGGAGCGGAGACACAAGCUGCACUUCAUACCGCCAUCCAGCGAUCACAAGCUCCAGAACCGAAAGUUCUUAUAGAUCCCGACUCUAUAACAGACACGCUCUCCGACCCGAUGGUCCAUAAUGAUGAUACGGUGCUUCACAAUGACAUUGGAGAUCACAUGGACGUAGAUGAAGAUGUCCGCUCGCCGUCUGAUGGCUCAAGCCCCGUGAAGCCGCUGGUUAGAAAGAGCAGCCUCACUUUCGCAUCGCUCCCCGCCCGUGAGCCGUUGAUCGCGAAGAAGAGCAUGGGUAAUCGUGUGUCGCGCACUAGCCAGGUAGAUCAGAGCAGGAUAAGGAGCAGCAAUAUGGGGAGAUUCACUGGUGGAAGGAGCCUGGGCGCCACCCAGCACACCCAGCUGGUCGAGUCCGCUGAGAAUGUGGGCGUUGAACAGGCGGUGCCGCGACAAGAGGAGUCCGAAUCAGCAAAGAUGCACAAUUUGGCCUCUACAAAGACUCUCAAGGAACGCCUCAAUCUGCUCAGUCAGAGGACUGAGCCUCCCAAGAGGGUCAGUCAGAAUAUCGCAGCGCCUUCGAUGCCACAGCCCCCCAUCGCAUCCUCUUCUCAGGUCUCUCAGCCCAUGCAGGUAUCCCAACCUGUCUACCCGCACCUUUCCGAGCAUGCCGAAGACCAGGAUGAGGACGAAGAGGAUGACUGGAUAGCACCUGUCAGGACUGCCCCGGCCCCUAUCAUGGCUCGCCCAUUGUCGACCAAGGUUUAUGCGGCUGAGACGCAAGCCAGCAUUCCCGAAGAAGCAUCGGUUCCCAAAGUGGCUCCUGCUUCGAAUUCUGAUCUGCCUCUUGUUGAGGAAUCAACCACUCCCGCUGGCUCCCCAACACUCAAGAGGCAUCCGGAUGGGCCCCUCAGUGCUUCCAAGGCUAAAUUCUACUCAGCGCUUCGAGCAGCGAAAGAGAAAAUAAUCGGCUCCAGCGCAACUAGUGCCCAAGUCAAACUUGAUACUUUGGCAGAGAACGCAUCACGUCCGAAACUGCCGUUGCAUAGUUCUUCUGAUGACAGUUUUGCCAGUCCGAAGCGUAACGAAAAGGGCGGGGCAUCGAUCUUUGCUCAUCUCCGCUCACCUUCCAAGGAAUCGAUUAAGUCGAACAAGUCCAGCAAGCUGGCUACGAGCUCCAGUAGCCCCGUUAGGGACGAUGGUCGGAGGACACGUAGCUCUUCUGAGCGUGAACGUCAGAAAGAGAGGGAUCUCCGCGAGAAGGAAGCCAAGCAGAAGCAGCGAGCAGAAGAGAGACUGAGAGAGAUGCGGGAAAAGGAGCAAUCGAAAGCGGCUGCACAGCAUCAGAAAGCGAAGGCAGCAGCGAAAACGCCGAUGGCUAUCUCAUCCCAAACCGUCACGAAACAAGCCCUGUCUGUGGUUGCGAAGACCCCGGCUGCGACGUCACAGCCUCCACAAUCUAGGCCUGGUACAGUGAGGGCUAAUACUGCAACUCGACAGCAGGACCAAGAUUCAGCCGACGAUAUGCCUCCUCCACCGCCUAAGGGUCUGUUGCCUGCUGGAACUGGGCACAAACUCCGCGAACCGAAGAGACUCGUCAAAGCUCCUAGCAAGGAUACUAUCCCCAAAGGCAAGCCGCAAAAGAUUCAGGUCAAUCUUCACCGGGACAGAUUCGGACAAGCACCUCCUGCUCCUAAACCCACUACAACCGCCCCACCGAAAAUGGCACCACCUACCGCCAGCAAGCCCACAUCUGCCGCCUCAAAGCCUGCUGCGGCUUCCACCUCGAGGCCCACUGCAGCCUCUAGACUUACGUCGAUGGCCCCCAAACCUGCCCCUCGACUGGGUCGUACGCAGCCCAUCAAGGCGGCCGAAAAGCCGAAAGCACCUCCUCCUUCUCAGCCCCGAGCUGAUCUUCCUGCGGCACGUCCCGUUUCGCGAUUACAGACGGUGCAGGAUGCUAAUCGCAUCAAUAUACCUCCUAUCAACCCCGCGAAACCACCAGUAAAACGCCCGUUCCAAACCGAGAACGAUGAAACUCUCCAUAGGCCCGCAAAACGUCCAUCGCAGCAAGCCAGAUCAAAGCCCGUCACUCCCGCACAUGCCCAGUUUGCCCACGGGAAGAUUCCCUUUGCCGAAUCGUCCCAAUCAGCACAACCACCGACGCAAUAUCCCAACGGAGAAGACAUCAAACUUCCAGAUAUCAUGACCGACUCUGAGGAUGAGGACUCUGAUAACGACUUUGAGCAACCAUCCUGGGUUAAUACGCCUAAUCUGCGUAACAUGCUAGAGCAGCAGCAACUUGUUGAUCCUGAGCAGAUCUUCGGCCCGAUCGCGCCUCUGAACAUGGAGCAGGUUUUCCCUAAUAAAGAGAGACAUAAGCGAUUCCGCGACCGGACUAGCAGCGCAUACUGGGCCAAUGACCAGGUCACCGAGGAGGAGCGGCGGAAAGAGCGUGAGGCCAGAGAGCGCUUGGUACGGGAGGGUGCAUGGACGUACAAUCCCUCACCCCGGCCUGGAACACAGAACUGAUCAUGCGAUUUCGGCUUGAAUUGUUGAGGAAGGCGGGUUAUGGUAUAGGCUGGCGUUCCUGGAAUGUACGGGCGGCCUUUGUAAGAGGUCCUAGCAAUGGAGACCUCUGGUUCUGAGAAUCGUUCGUCACAUCUGUGUAUACGGGGCGUUUAGGAUUUGCAUUCUGGGAAGACUCUUGUCACGAUGGUCAGGCGUUCAAUGCGGCCCUUUCAAUUAGGUCCGGUUUGUUUUUUGCUAUGCUCGACGUGAGGCAUAUCUCACUUUGCAUCGGCUAAGUAUCUAGGUAGCAGGUAUAGUUACCCGUUGCAUCCGAAUGAAUACCC